Messenger RNA from Babesia sp. Xinjiang, 3045 nucleotides. RefSeq lists its product as uncharacterized. NCBI's taxonomy places the organism in Eukaryota, Apicomplexa, Aconoidasida, Piroplasmida, Babesiidae. The transcript has a single exon. Bases 1 to 3045 code for a protein of 1014 amino acids. Gene Ontology annotation, molecular function: zinc ion binding. The record is from RefSeq and is a predicted model, not a curated record.
AUGUCUACACAAGCGAAACAAAUGAACACUAUGUACCUUAAACCAUCGGAGUUGCCAGAUGAUGAUCCAUGGGUUAAACUCAUGAAAAAAAACCCAGGGUUCAAAAAAGCAAUACAAAUAUCCCAUAUGGUAGGAGGAGUAUACAAGACAGAAGAUGAAGCAGAUAAAUACAUAGUAUAUUCAAAUUCUGAAAAUUGCAGAGAAGUUGAUAUGCUAUUCUUCAAUUGUAACUGCCCAAGCCAAAGAGUGACAUGCUCACAUAUUAUGGCAGCAGCAAUAGCAAAUAAUAAUGAAACAGAUUAUAUCGCCAAAGUAGCCAUUAUGGGAGAACUAGAUAUGAAAAUUGUGGAUAUUGUUAAUAGAAAUAGAGGCAACACAAGUAGAAUAUCGGUACCAAAAAUAGUCGCAAACAAUUUCUUCAAACUAGAAACGAACGAACGGACCAUCAAAAUACUACUAGAAAUGUUAACAGGAGUGAUUUAUCGAUUAAUGCAAUCUGAUUUUAAGGGACCAUAUAAAGACAUUUUUAAUGCAACAGUAUCUGAUAACGACAACAAAAUGGAGAACAUAGACUUAAAAGGUGCUAAUACACUACCUUGCCAACUUCUACGAGCUUCAGAUGAGGCAAAUCAAAAUCUUCAUCAAAGACUGAAAGAGAACGAUUUUAGUUUCAACAAACAACACGUAGACUAUUUCUCAUACGGAAAAGGGGAAUAUUACGAUACAGACGACCCAUACUUCCAUGAGGGCAAUUACGUAGGAUGUGAUGAAUUGCACUUUGCGGUAGCAAGGAUAUUCAGGAGGUUCGAAUAUCUUAUACAAAGCAUAGGAAGGAUUCUGAAACCGCCAGAAGGGUUGCCAUUACGUGAAGCCGUAAAAUUGUUGAAACCUAUUGCAACGCAAAUAUUAGAGGAAGAAUAUGGCAUAGACUGGUUACUACCAAACGAAAAUAAGGAUAUAGAAGAAACAUUGAAGUUCUUAAUGAAGUCAUAUAAUUAUGAAAAUGAAAACUCAUACAUUGUGGACGGAUACGCACUAGGCUUUGAUUACCUAACUGAACAAAAAAUUCCAGCAACCAUACAAUAUGAUGAACUGACAAAAUCAGGCACCAAAGAAAUAUUCGAAAAACAAAUUAUAGAACUACCAAUGAUGGCUGAUAUAUACAGGGAUACUAACUGGGCUGGAAAGUAUCAACAUUGCUGUGGCACACUCAAGCAUAUGCUGAAAACAUGUCAACUCAAUAUUGAUGAUAAGAUGAUGCUAAUCACAUUAAAUGAUCAUUCGGUCAUCAAAGUGCCUACCACAAAAAAAUUCGAAAAACCAGCGGAUAUUGUUAAAGAAAUGAGACGAGCCAUAGAUCAAGAUGAUCCGAGGUCGUUCACUGCUCACGGACUCACACUGCUGAUAUUUGUAAAACGCAUUGCACUACUACCAUCGAAAACUGAACUGACAAAUGCUAUAAAUACCAUGUUCCAUGCAGGGGAACGUGGACCAAAAUUCGUAGCCGAAUGUAUAAACUUACUGCCAGAUAUGCUAGUAGUACCCUUCUUUAAAGCAUACUUCGACUAUACACUGGCACUAACGAAGGAAUCGUUUGAAAAGAUUGCAUUCAUUAUGUCCCAAAAUAUUAAAAAGGGAUGCAUGACGCCACUGGUACGGGAUAGAAUGCUUCGCAUUGAGCUAUAUUUCCAAAUUACAGUUGAGGAGGAAUGGGAAGAAAGCUCAAAGAAACACCUGGAAACCGAUGCAACCGAGGACGCAGACGUUUGCAAGGGCAAACAAAUGGCUAUAAAACUGGAAGGUGGUGUAGGUUCAGCAAAACUAGACGAUGAAAGUGCGUCCCUAUUUAUUAAAAGGGAAGAUGAAAUUGAAGGGGUCAUAGCUCUCGCCAAUCCCUUCAUAGCUCCGAAACAAACCCUGUCGAACGAUUUUCACAGCCGAUUAAAUGUUAUUAAACUCAAACAAAACGCGAUGAAACUAAUAACAAGUCAAUCGUCGUUGUCCUGCACGACUGUGGAUAAUGCGUCAGAUAGAAAUGCGAGCGUUGACACGGCUACACAGGACUCAACACAAGCAGAAAAGGGUAUGUUAGACGAUGUUAAAGGUCUCGGCAGGGAACUGAACUUAUCGGAAAAGGAUAUACGCCACAGUUGUGCCAUAUGUACUCCUGGAAACAUAGCGCUGAAUGAGGACACAUUACUUUGCAAGAAAGAAGAAAGUCAAAUCACAAAAGUUGAUGCUGAUAGUGGAAUGCAGAAAGUAUCUGACAACACAUCUUUUAUAGAAGUAAAAUCGUACAGUCAUGCAGAAAACGUGAAACAAAACGAUUUGGCCCCUGUGGAAAACCGUUACGAAGUUGAUACUACACAAGGUGUAACUCAACCGUCACAUUCGUUCAUAGAUUGUCAGAAAAAAGUGGACAGUAUUACACUAGAAGAAACACAUGAUAAUGGUAAUACGCUCAGGGUUCAUUACGAUGGCACAGAGUGCUAUCACCAUAACAAGAAGCCACUGUCAUACAUGUUGGUGCUCAGUAACGAGUUCGUUGACCUUGUGGCCAGCGUGUCUGUACACGAAACUAUCGAUGCCUCAAAAUACGUCUCCCCCAUGAACAUGAGGAAGAAACUAAAAUGUCAUACUAACAACGGAAAAACUCUAGAUACGGAACGCAACAAGAUGGUAGGAUACUUGGGUGAAGAGUAUGUAUACGAACUGUUACAGGUACUACUCAGAGAGGAGUUGAAAGAAAAUAAACUGACGGUUUUCUGGGUCAAUAAACACAACGAAAGCGGACAGGCAUACGAUUUGUAUCUGCGGAACAUCAAAGGCGAAGAAGUUUUCAUAGAAGUGAAAAGCAGCUCCAGUAAUACUAAGAGCAAUUUCGAAGUUAGCUACAAAGAAUGGUGCUUCGCACAGCAGAAAGGGGCCAGAUAUGAAAUAUUCCGAGUAUCUGGUGUGGGACAUGAUACCGUACAAGUAUCACGACUCGUAAACCCAUACUCCAUGUGGAGAUCAGGGUACCUGGGAUUCUGCCUGUCCCUGUAA